GAAGUUGGAAGUUGGUAAUACUGGUAAUGGUAAUUAUAAUUCAUGAUUUAUGCUCGAGAAUGUUAUCAAAAUGGAAAUAAAAUAUUCGUCUUUAUCGCUAUGUAUGCAUACUUCUUCGUUAACUCGGUGUAGAGUAUACGUAAAUGUCGCUAUGAAGAUUAUCAACCAAACUUCACUGACAUUGCAAUAAAAUGGAGAGAGGAACAACACCUGAUUAUUUCUUAGAGGAACAACCCACUGGUGAACGAUGGGACCCACUUGGAGCACCCAAUGAUGAAGAAAACGAUGUGGAUAUUGUUAAAUAUGAUUACAGCUGCGACCACCACAACCCAUAUGGGAUGGAGAAACUCAGAAGCAUGGAAGAAGAGCAGGAACUUCUCAAUUCAUCACUUUUUGCUUUGACAACUCAUUUUGCUCAGGUCCAGUUUCGUUUGAGACAAGUUGUCAAUGCUCCAUCAGAAGAUAAAGAGGAUCUACUCAAAUCUCUGGAGGAAUUUGCUUUUCGGGGAAUACCAGAUGUAGGACUUGUUAAAGAACGUAUGGAUGAAGCUAGUCUUGCAGAAGCUGUGAGAUUGAGAAGAAGUCAACAAAAAGAACUGAUUGAAAGGCUGAAAUCACAACUGAGGGAAUUAGAACAGUAUGCUUUUGAAAGUGGAGAAGCUGGUAUACCACAGGAUGUAUUACUUGAGAGACAGAGAGUCAUCUUGAAUGAACUAAAGACAAGAAUGAACUUGGAACUUGAUGAGCAUAGUUUUCAGCAGAUGACAAAGGAUGAUGUGAGUAAGCAGAUAAAUAUGGCAUUUGAUCAACUUGUGAGCCCCUUGCGUGUAAAAGAACACUUAGUGGGCCAGUUGAAAACACAAAUUGCUGACUUGGAACGUUUCAUAAGUUAUCUACAGGCUGAUACAAAACAUUCCAAAUGCUCAUGUGGCUGUUCAUAUCAUACACUCAAACAGCCUUAUAAGAGUGAAACUACACUAGGGUUAAUACAGAGAACAGCUACUAUUUUGCAGAUGUUUGCUGUCCUACAGUUAGGAUGUGGUCCCCAUCAUUUCAGGAAAAAUGAUCUCAAGAAUACCAUGAAAGUUAACCAUUGGGGAGAUUUGAGGGCCAAACUGGAAAUGUCCAUUAUAAGAGUGAAGGAUCUUGUAAUGCAAAGUGAAUACAAGGAUCAAGAAGGUGAAUACAGUAGUGAUUCAGAAUCUCAGUCAGUAUCAUGUAAUGUUCAGUUGACAACUGCUGUAAGGAAAUACCUUGCAGCAUGCAUUCGAGAUCUUAUGCAGCAUGGGGCUUACUCCAUGCAGAGUACCAGCCUUGUUCCUCUGAUUGGGUGUUUUCCACGUAGAGCAUCUGUUGGUAAUACUCACAUUCAUGCUUGGGAGAUAAUCAUGGAGUAUUAUAAGAUGAAAAAUGGGGAAAAGUAUAAUUCUACACCUGCUAGAAAGCUGUCUCAGAGUUUUAAUUUGGAUAUUGCUGGAUCUUCUCCAUCAUCUAACAAGCAGAACAUGCUUUGUUGUAUUGGCAGUAUCAUUUCAACUCAUACUCCAUACAAGAGAAGUCCUGAUUCACAUUUCAAAGCUUUUGUUUGUGCAGCCCUGAAUGCAAAUAAACUUGUUCCUUGGUUGACCCUGAUAUUCACUUGUAACCAACUUGUGAAGACCUAUUAUCAACCUUGGAGUUAUGUUGCAAAAACAGGCAAGUCAUUUGAUUUAUGUUAUGGAGUAGACAUUGUGUCACUGUUUUUUGCUAGUUUCAAUGUAGUUUGUUUUCUUCUAUUAUUUGAUAGUAUUAUAAUCAAACUUGCUGUAGUUGACCUAGAAUUGCCCAUCAAUGAUACAUUUUUUUGUUCAUACAUAAUGAUAUAGAGGUUGAUUUGUUAUUUCUGAAUAUAUUUCCAAAUCAAUGAAAAUAACUUGAAGGGAGUUCACAUUUUCCUGCUGGUUGUGAGGGUUGGAAUAAUAUACACUUUCAUAAAGGACUUGAGGAAACCAGGGUGAACAUUUGUAUUUCACUUCAUGAGUUGAAUGAUCUAAUAUUUUACCAACUAAAUUCACAUUAUCAUCAACUGCUCUAAUUUAUGUGAUAACUUCACAAAUGAUAAGAUUUCCACAAAUCUUAUCAUUUGGGAAGUUUUUACAUUUACUAUGAAUUUCCAUCAACAGCAGUCAAUUAAAAAUAAACUUCUAUUUUACAUAUUCUGAAAGGAAUCAGUAUUCUUCAUUAAUAAACAUCAAUUAUUUUUGAAAUAUACUGGGAAAUAUAGUUUCUGGAAGAAUCCUUAGAGGGAUACAUUAUAAUACAUUGGUAAAUUAGAUAUUAGUGUAAAGUAUUUCCAAUAUAUUUCAGGGUUUCAAGAUAGUUUGAGGAGUCUGGACACCUUAUCAGGAUAUAAAUUCCAUUUACCAGUUGAUCUCGCCAUUAGACAGUUCCAAAAUAUCAAAGAUGUAUUUACUUAAUCCUAACAUAUUUUUUUAUAUAUCUAGUCAUUCCAUGUUUGUGUUAUUCCUUUGAAUUUGUUUUGAAUUACUGUGAUUAUUUGAGGAUCUGUCCUUAUAUAUGCCAUUUUUAUUGAAUGUGCAGUUUAAAUAAGAAAGUUGACUCCAUCUUUAGAUUUCAUUUCUAUAGACCUGUACAGUGCCAGUAUUUUUCUCUUCAAUUGUCUCAUUAUUGAAUUAUUGUUAUCAAUUUUUGUUCGAAAAUGUUAUUUUAGUUGAUUAAAUAUGUUCGUUUAUGUCC
Messenger RNA from Phaedon cochleariae (mustard beetle), 2736 nucleotides. Lineage: Eukaryota; Metazoa; Arthropoda; Insecta; Coleoptera; Chrysomelidae. The record is from the annotation of a GenBank genome assembly.